UUUGUAGUCGGGGGUGGAAAGUAUGCUAAACUGUGGACCGGCGUUUUGCCAGCUCAGAGAAAGAAAGUGCCACGACUCCACAGACAGCGCAGAGACUGAAGGAAAGGUUUUUGGGAAGGCAAGGAAGAAGUUAAACCUGAAAAAGGAAAGAAAAGGAUCGAUAUCUUACCCUACUUUAACGUACUGCAGUUGUGUUCAGAGGAAGAUUUGGUUGAAGUGGUAAUCAUGGACAUCUAUGACCCCCAGACAUUAGGUGUUAUGGUUUUUGGUGGCUUUAUGGUCAUUUCUGCCAUUGGAAUUUUCCUGGUUUCCACCUUCUCCAUGAAGGAAACUUCUUAUGAAGAAGCAUUAGCAAAGCAGCGAAGGGAGCAGGAGAAAGCACAGCUGCCUAAAUCUGAGAAGAAGAAGAAAGAGAAGUCACUGGAUAAGAAGGGGAAAUCUAAAAAGAAAGAUGAUAAGCCAAAUGGUAAACUUCCCAGUUCAGAGGCUGCCCUAGACGUAUCUGAGACGGUGAGUGAAUCCGAACCAGAAAAUGCUGUGCCAGAACCAGUUGUUCCAGAGCCUCCAGUUACUAUUGUUCGUGCACCAGUUCAAGAGCAGCCAGCCCCUUCUCCCAAGGAUAAGAAAAAGAAGGAAAAGAAAGUAGCCAAAGUGGAGCCUGCCCCAAGCCCAGCCUCUGCCCCUGUCCAAGCCCAAGUGUCCAAGAAUGCCCCAGUACUUGAAGCUGUUGCCAAAGAGGUUCCUGUCAUGGCUGUUCCACCAGUAGGAGCUAAGCAAAGUGUGCUGCUGUCUACUUCGCCACCCACAAAAAAGGCUGAUGUCGUUACCAGUCAUGAAGAUGUAAAGCAAGAAAAGCAAGAAAUUGCUGCCAAAAAGAAGGCAGGCCCCAAGAAGAAGUCUGAAACCGCUUCUAUUGAUUCCUUGGAUAGUCCCAUCUACUUGCCCUUCAAAACCUUACUUUCCACGGUGAGCAGCAUGGUUUUCAGUGAGGGGGAAGCUCAACGCCUGAUUGAAAUCCUGACCGACAAAGCUGGCAUUGUGCAGGGCACCUGGCACACGGCCACCCAAAAGGGAGAUCCUGUUACAGCUUUGAAAAAGCAGUUGGAAGAGAAAGAGAAACUGUUGUCUGCAGAACAAGAAGAUGCUGCCGCAGCCAAAAAUAAGCUGCGUGAACUAACCAAGGAACUUAAUGUUGAGAGAAGCAAGGUGGCAGCAGCUGAAGCAAAAAUGAAAGAGCAGCUCACUGCUAAAGAGCAAGAGAUCAAGGCCAUGCAGGAUCGAAUGCAGGCCAGCUAUCAGGAUCAUGUCAAUGAAACUCAGCAGCUGCAGACCAAGAUACGUUCUCUCCAGGAGCAAUUAGAGAAUGGUCCCAAUGCCCAACUUGCCCGCCUUCAACAGGAGAACUCUAUUCUGAGGGAUGCUUUGAACCAAGCUACCAGCCAAAUGGAAAGCAAGCAAAAUGCUGAACUAGCUAAACUUAGGCAAGAAUGUACCAAACUAACCAAAGAUUUGGGUGAGAAAUCUGAUGCCUUCCAGAAAGAAGAGCAACAGAGGAAGGUGCUGGAAGCCAAGGCAGCUGCCUUUGAAAAACAAAUCGGCCAGCUUCAGUCUUCACAGCAGGAGACUGAGGCUACCCUACAAAAGAGGCUAGAUGAACUUGGGGAAGAACUCCGAAAAUCUCAAAGCCGAAACGCCAGCAUCCUGGCAGACCUGGAUAAUGCCAAGCAAGGGUUGUUGGGCCUUACUGAACUUCAGGCUAAGGUGGCUGCCACAGAAGUGGAGGUCAAGCUUAAGUCUGAAGAGGUGGGGAAUCUGCAGAACAAGCUGUCGGAGGCUGACAAAGAGAAAAAAGAGUUGGAAGAACGGAUUCGGACAAUAGAAGCUCUACUAGAGGCUGGCCACAGUAAAGAAGCUGAGAAAGACUAUGAAAUGGAGCGUGUCAGAGCAGAAGAACAAGAAUGUCUACAAAACAGCUUAAAGGAAAAAGAGACUCAGAUUUCAUAUAUGGAAAAAGAACUUCUUCAGUUGAAAGAAACAGUGGAAACGCAAAAAAAUAAAAAUAACGAUCUUCGUGAGAAAAACUGGAACGCAAUGGAGGCAUUGACUGCUGCAGAAAAAUCAAAUGAAGGAAAAUUGUGUGCAACCAAGGCAGCAAAGGAUCUCGCAGAACAGCAGCUCUGUAUGCUGCAGAAGGAGACGAGGGAAGUACUUCAGGUUCUCUUUCCACAAGUUUCUGUAGCUACAGACCAGCCCAACUGGCUAGAAGAAUUUAAACAAAAAGCACAGGAAAGCGUCAAUCAACAAAGUGCUACAGCCACAGAAUCAAUGGAAUUGGCACUUAAACUAAAAGAAGCUGAAGCAUCUCAAAGCACUUUACAGGCAGAAUGUGAGCAGUACAGAAAUGUUCUCGCAGAGACUGAGGGGAUGCUUAAAGACUUGCAAAAGAGUGUGGAGGAAGAGGAGCUUGUAUGGAAAGCAAAGCUUUCCGACUCUGAAGAUGAGCUGAAUAAGUUGAAGAUGCAGCUGUCGCUUGUGGAGGCCCAAUUAGAAAAGCAGCUGGAAUCUGCACAGUCUGAAUGCCAGAAUUACUCCGAUGAACUUGAAGCGUUAAGACACUUGCUUUGUGAAUCUCAGAGCCAGCUGGAAAUGGCCAAAUCAGAAGCACAGAAACAAACUGCAGAGCUUGCUUUGGUUAGGCAGCAUCUGGGUGAGAUGAAGAGUCGUGUAGAGGAUGGACAAGCAGUUGGGUCACAGACUGAUCAAACUGGACAGGUAACUGACAAGUUACAGUCGCAGCUAGAGAAAACUAUUGAAAAACUAAACCAUGAGCAUGUGCAGAAUCAGACACUGGCUGAAGAGUUUGAGCAGGCUCAGACAAUUGUGUCAAAUCUGCAAGCUGAGCUGGACUCGCUGAAAGCAGCUGGAGGUGCUGACCUUCCUAGUAGUGAAAAUAUAGCUCAACUAAAGAUUAGACUUGAAAAAGAAAAAAAGCUUUCCAAGGAUUUAGGACAGGCAGCUGUUAAACUACAACAACUUCUAAGAACCUCUCAGGAACAGCUUUACAAGGAGAAGGAAGUGGUGAAGAAGUUGCAAGAGCAGCUUGAGGGAAAGGCUGAAGGAGAGGAGUCUCUGGAAGGAACUUCUGUUUGAAGCCACUGGGAGCAGAAGACACUAAAUGACUUGCCAAGAUGCCUUACAAAAAAAAAAUUAAUUUUCAUACAUUCCUGAACUGUGCGCCCUGUAUAGAAGAGUAGGUAAUUAUCAAAAGGUGACCCCAACCUUUCACACUAAGGGAGAAGAGCUGCAGCUAUUUAUGUAGUUUACAGAAGUCACAUUCCGCCUGCGUCUCUGACUGUGUCGGAGCUUUAGCCAUUCUGUCUUUUGUUUAAAUGGAAGACCUUGAAUGUUCAGUGUUUGUGAAAAGGGAAUCUUAAGUGUACAUUUUUACUGUACAUUGACCAGUGCAAUUUCUGUAUUUGUUUUGUUUAAGAAAACAAAAGCAAGGCCUUGGGGGGGG
This is a messenger RNA of Erpetoichthys calabaricus (reedfish), 3517 nucleotides long. Its product is annotated as ribosome-binding protein 1-like. The coding region runs from base 226 to 3150 and encodes 974 amino acids. The record is from RefSeq and is a predicted model, not a curated record. The transcript has 23 exons. Gene Ontology annotation, biological process: protein transport. Gene Ontology annotation, cellular component: endoplasmic reticulum membrane. Lineage: Eukaryota; Metazoa; Chordata; Cladistia; Polypteriformes; Polypteridae.